CAUAACUAGGUUAGCUUAGCAUAUAGCUGGUCUUCGUCAGUGAAUGGGUGUUAUAAGGAGCAAGGAAAACCAGCUAACUGCAGUUUUAAAAAACAUAUUUAAGGGCGAAUAACAUGUACGCCACAGUCUGAAUAAUGUUUUAGCGUGUGGUGGUACUUAUAACUAGUUUAUUCGAUUGAUCUAGCUAGGUUAGCUAACUUGGUCUGAGUGGUUUUCCAGCGUCGACGUUUAAAUUGGUGAAUGCGGUGGAAGGUUUCUCACUUCAUAUAAAACCAGCCACACCAUCUAAACACCAUGCCAUUCCCCUUUGGGAAGUCUCAGAAGAACCCAGCAGAGAUUGUAAAGAACCUCAAGGAGAAUGUGGCAUGCUUGGAGAAACUGGAGGCAUCUGACAACAAGAAAUGUGAAAAGGUUGCAGAGGAGGUGUCAAAGAAUCUAGCAUCGCUGAAAGAAGUCCUGUGUGGCACCGGCGACAAAGAACCUCAAACGGAAGCAGUGGCCCAGCUGGCCCAGGAGCUGUACAAUACCAACCUCCUCAUUACUCUCAUAGCCAACCUGCAAAGGAUUGACUUUGAGGGAAAGAAGGAUGUGGUGCAGUUGUUCAGCAACAUAGUUCGUCGUCAGAUUGGCACCCGCACUCCCACUGUUGAGUACAUUUCCUCCCACUCCCAGAUCCUCUUCAUGCUGCUAAAAGGUUAUGAGACUGCAGAUGUGGCUCUGAACUGUGGCAUGAUGCUGAGAGAGUGCCUCCGUCAUGAACCCUUGGCCCGAACCGUCUUGUUCUCUGAGGACUUCUACUGCUUUUUCCGUUAUGUGGAACUGUCUACCUUUGACAUUGCCUCAGAUGCCUUUGCUUCAUUUAAGGAUCUUCUAACAAGACACAAGAUCAUGUGUGCGGAUUUCUUAGAGACAAAUUAUGACAGAGUGUUUACAGAGUAUGAAAAGCUGCUGCAUUCUGAUAAUUACGUCACCAAACGUCAGUCCCUGAAGCUGUUGGGGGAACUCCUGCUGGACCGACACAACUUCACCGUCAUGACCAAGUACAUCAGUCGAGCUGAAAACCUAAAGCUGAUGAUGAACCUGUUGAGGGACAACAGCCGUAACAUCCAGUUUGAAGCCUUCCACGUUUUUAAGGUGUUUGUGGCAAACCCGAAUAAGACGCAGCCCGUGCUGGACAUCCUCCUGAAAAACCAGUCAAAGCUGGUGGACUUCCUGAGCCACUUCCAGACCGACCGCUCAGAGGAUGAGCAGUUCUGCGACGAAAAGAACUAUCUCAUGAAGCAGAUACGCGACCUCAAGAGGCCCGCCCCGCCGGAAGAGGUGUGAGGCGGGAGAAAGAGGGGGAUGGAGUGUGUGUCAGAGCAGAGGUGUGCUUCAUGUGAAUGAGGGAGGGGAGUGAAGGGAAUGACGAAGAAAGGCCGGUCUCGCUGAGACUCCGGUUCUUUGCAUCUGACCGCUGAAAUGGGUAAUGAAAUGUUGUAGUUAAUGUGUCUUUCCCUUUGAUUGGGGACAAUGGGGAUUUUUCUUGUUAGAAAGGCAAGUAGGAUGCAAAGCUUCCUCCCCAAGAGAAAACAUUAGAAGUAUACAUGGGUUGUUUUGAGACCAUUGACUGUCUGUGCGACUUCUAUCUGUGACCAUUUGAUUUAACCUUAGUAAGAUUUGUGGUAGUUAUUGGUAGUGGCAUAGGAAAAAAAAUUCCUUUGGGUUUCUAAAGGUGGUUUUCACCUUUAUUAAAGCAAGGAACAAUUUGUUAGAUGAUUUAUGCCUUUUUUGGUCAGCAUGAACUUUUUCAAAUCUUGGAUAGGCCUGUGAUGCCUACAAACAUAGAAAGCAAAGGUUUCCAAAGAUCUGGAAGCAAACGUAUCUCAAAGUUAUGUCAUAACUUUAGAAAAUGAAAUAUUCACUUUUUAAGCCAGCACUGUAGUACACCGUAAACCAAAGCCCAUUCUCUCCAAAUGGUAACUGUAUGUUUCAUAAUCAAAACUUGGUGUUUUAAAAAUGACAUGCAGAAGAGAAUUUCCAGCAAGACUGCCAAAUUAUCUAGGACUAACAUGCUUUACUUGUGUCUGAGAGUCUGAGACACCAGUUUCACUUUGAGGUCACGUAUCUGUCUCUUUUCUGGCAUUGUACUCAAUUUUUAUGCUGACUGACUGCAUUAUUUAAAUACCUUGAUGGUUUGUUCCUGGUUUCUUAUUGAUACUUUCGCAUAUUCUGACUUCUCUUUGGUUAGCCCAUUAUUUUUAAUGUUUGGGGGAACUCUUUUAAAAACACACACACACAUAUCUAAUAUAUUUAUUAGCUGUGCAACUAAUUCCAGGUUUGUAGACUUCACUGAUUUAGAAAUACAUGGUACGCAUAGAACAUUAAUUGAUCAUUCUCUACUCCCACUGUAAUACUGUAAGAAUGAUGAGGUCAGAAUGCAGAUUUUGAUGCUCUGUAGAUGCUACCUUUUAUUGCGCCUUAAAUGAGAACAUAUACGGGCGAUGAAGCCAUUAACUGAUAGUUAUGACAGGAGAGACCAUUUGAAUACCAUUUUUCAUGUUAUCUGCACUGUCAAACUUGAAUGAGCCAAAACUGUGGUAACACUUGUUCGAUCGCAUGUCUGGUUUGCAUUUGUCUGCACCUCUUGGUGGCUAAAAAGUCUUUUUGAAUGAAAAUGCAGAACAGGAUUCUACUGAAAAACCUGUAUAGAGUUAGCUAGUUUACCCUUACGCUGAACGUAUGUAUUCUUUGCACAAAUUCUUCUCUCAUAUACCUCAUAGGAUUUGAGUUGCUUAAGUGCUGUGUAUUUUUUUUUUUUCUUUAUCCAAGCAAGUUGUCGUCAUAUUACUGUGGUUAUAGGGUAGUAGUCUAACUUAUGCAAACAAAUGUAAGACCUUAUAACAACAGGAGUUGCGGCCUUCAAUCGCUGAACAGGAUAUGCAAGGGAAAACCUGAACUGUUAUGUUGGCGCAUCUGGUAUGCAACUUGUGAAACCCCUCUGUAUGAAUGUGCCAGUUUGAUCCUCUAGGUUUCAAACAAGAGGUUCAAAAAGUCAGUGAGUCACGUGUAGUAUAAUGAAGCAGAAGCAAGCAGAUAUAAAUGAGUGAGGACACAGUAUUUAACAACUAUUUCUGAUAUGUAUUGAAUGAGAACUCGGGUGUUGUACAUACAAAUGUGAUAACUUCAUACAGAAAUGUCAGGUUUUGAAACAGGUAUGAGUACAAUAUGCAUAAAAUGCCUUCUGUUGCCUUCAAAAAAUAUAUCCAAGUAUGACAGUGAACAUCUGGCAUACUUUAAAUUCCAGAUGGUCUAGAAAGACAUGCUUCUUUAUGACAAUAUGUCCCAAAUAUCUGUCAGAUCUUAACAUUUUAAACUAAGUUAAAAGCAGGGUCAGUGAUGGAAAGGUGGAUUUAUUUCUUCAAUUGUACAAUUUCCUCAGAAGGUGGUGAUUUGUUUUAAAAAGUUCCAGCCUUCAAUAAGUGAUGUGUUGCUGUGGAUGAAAGUGGUUAGAAAUAACAUGACAAAUUCUAAGUUAUUGCCUGGGUGGUCUUCAGGGUUGGUCUGAAAAUGUAUGCUUUGCUCAGUUAUUAUUAUUAUUAUUAUUAUUUUAAUUAUUAUUGUUACUUUUUCUUUAUUUUUCCUGUUUUCUGUUGUAUUUUCCGCCAUGGGAGAGGAAUAUAUAUGUACAUGAGUUUUAUUUUAAGAAAAUAAAAAUUCCAAUAUAACUGCA
Messenger RNA from Electrophorus electricus (electric eel), 3712 nucleotides. RefSeq names its product calcium binding protein 39, like 1 (gene cab39l1). Gene Ontology annotation, molecular function: protein serine/threonine kinase activator activity. Lineage: Eukaryota; Metazoa; Chordata; Actinopteri; Gymnotiformes; Gymnotidae. Gene Ontology annotation, biological process: intracellular signal transduction. The record is from RefSeq and is a predicted model, not a curated record.